AGGGAUCUACAGUUUCCAAAUCAAACCGUGGGCGUAUUUUUCCUUCAAUCUUGCUCUGAUUUUUUUUUCUCUUCUGGGUGUUGUCUGUGUUUUUUUACAUCUCUGAAGUUUCACUGGGCUGUUGCUCCUGACCAGACACGGACAGUCAGAGUUCGUUCUAUGUAGAAUUUUUAUAAAUCACUUCCCAGUUAUUCUCUCUCUUUUCGCUGCACUUUUAGGCAGCACAAGCAGACUGCUUUAGUUUAGCUGCUGUUAGCCUGACCUGCUAACUGGGAUCAAUGCAGGCCAUUAAGUGUGUGGUGGUGGGAGACGGGGCUGUGGGUAAAACAUGUCUGCUCAUCAGCUACACCACCAACGCCUUCCCAGGAGAAUACAUCCCCACGGUAUUUGACAACUACUCUGCUAAUGUGAUGGUGGACGGGAAACCAGUGAACCUGGGUCUGUGGGACACAGCAGGACAGGAGGACUACGACCGGCUGAGGCCGCUGUCCUACCCUCAGACAGACGUUUUUCUCAUUUGCUUCUCGCUCGUCAGUCCAGCUUCCUUUGAAAACGUCCGGGCCAAGUGGUAUCCAGAGGUCAGACACCACUGCCCCAAGACGCCAAUCAUCCUGGUGGGCACCAAGUUGGACCUGAGGGACGACAAGGACACCAUUGAAAAGCUGAAGGAGAAGAAACUCUCUCCCAUCAUCUAUCCACAGGGCUUGGCCAUGGCUAAGGAAAUAAGUGCAGUGAAGUACCUGGAGUGCUCCGCUCUGACGCAGCGCGGCCUUAAGACGGUGUUCGAUGAAGCCAUCAGGGCGGUCCUGUGCCCCCAGCCCACCAAGAAGCCCAGGAGGAGGAAGUGCACCGUACUGUAAGGACGACCCGUCCGGACCAGAACACACGGCCAGGAUGAAGGAAGAACAGCACACGGGUUCCCACAUCUGGCUCGUCUACCACGCCGGAUCAGAGCAUUUUGUUCAUAGAAAAAAGAAAAAAAAGAGUCAAUUUCCACCCUAUGAAAUUUUGAGAUUAAUCGCCGAAAUUUUCUGGACAAAACAAGAAAGUUUCUGAGUUUCAAAAGUGGAACAUUGUCGACGUUUGAAACUCAGAAAAGUCUGCAUUUUUUUCUAGAAAAUUUCUGAGAUGAAUCUUGAAAUUUCCAAGUUGUUGGUGGAAAUGCACUUCUUUUAAAAAAAAAAAAGUUCUAUCUCCAAUGGCCCUGAGAUGUUGUAUUCUUGGAAGAGAUGUUGUAUUCUUGGAAGCGAUAUUAUGUCUGACUUCCAUCUGGAAGAUCUUGGUAGAUCUAAGUGAAGCGUUUUUUUUUCUUUUUCUACUGAGUGGAACCAGAUGUUGGUGUGGUUGUUUACGUCUGGCUCUUUCAGAUCCAUUACUACAUGGUAAAUUUUGAAACGCACUCAGGAUGUGAGGGUAAGCGAUACGAUUGGAAAUUUUAUGAAAAAUAUUCCUGUAUUUUUGUCAUAUGCAAUGAAGAAACACUACUUGAAUGUGGAUUUGUCAUUUUACUAGAUUUUUACAGAAGAAGGUCCAGAGCUUCACUUUGCCCUGAACACUAAGAUUCCUGCUGCCUUUACUGAAUUUUACUUUCUGCAAAAAUGUUUUUAGAUCAUUUUUUUUGUUUUGUUUUGUUUUAAAUGUCACUUGAUUUGCUAGUGUUGCUUGACAGACUGGUUUGUUUACACAACUUCAUUUAGAUGGAGGUUUCAGAAACACAGAAAUCACAUUGUUGUUUUAAUGUUCGUUUUUCUCACUUGGAGUUGCACUGAUUUUCUCUCCGAUCUUUAAAAAGCUUGAACUGCCAAUUCCAAUUUUGACGGAUGGCAAUUUGUCAAUUGUCUGAAAAGUCGUUAAAUAUAUAAGUCUGAAAAUCAGCUGAUUUUUAUUUUUAUUUUAUGCGGAGGCGAAUAAUAUCGGUUUCUCAUCUGAGUAUCGGCCAAUUUCUCAAAGAUGGAGGAAAUGUGUGACGGUUUAUUGUUGCGCCGCUAAUUUCAACGUGUGUAGGACAUGGCGACCUCACACCUAACCCAUAAAAACUGACAGAAGGAAAAGAAGUCCAACUCCUGGAGGACAGUAUUUUAGUUGCAUUCACUGCAUUUAUCGAUUUUUUUUUUUUUUUUUUUAUUUCAGAACAUAUUUAUGUUGUCAUGAAGGUUUGUGGUUUUUUUAAAGCUUUAUUCCAAGUUUCUGAAGUGAGUCAGUGUUGUAAUAUCUAAUAGCUCAGUUAUUGUCGUGCGUUUAAUGUGGAAUAAAAAUUAGACAUGGGUUGGUUGGAAAUUCUCAGUCUGAUUCAAAUGACCCGUUUUGGUGCGAACAAAAAUGACAUACGACAACAAAGCUGUUUCAUUCCAUCUAAGAUGCUGCACUACAAUAUUAACCAGACUUUGAGCAGAAAUCCAGUCCAAAGCAGAACUUCUCUGGUUUUCUCCCAGCUGCUCUUCAGUAACAGUGGGAGUGAAAACGAGCUGGUCAGUGUGACUGUCUGCUGACCGGCUUGUGGAUCCAAACUGUGUUUUAAAGAACCCGUUGGCUUCAUAAAGGUGCUCAGUGGCGCCACCUGUGGUUCCGGCUCAACCGGGCUCCUUUUUCCUGCCAGCUAACCUAACAACACAGCAACACGUUGGGGAGGGGGCAGCGCUAUUCUGUUCCAUUUCGCCAAAGAAAACUCAGGUCACAAUCACUUAACAAAAAGUGAUUGUUCUUUAAUUAGAAGAACGGCUCAACAGGAACAUGUCUGGUGGUUUUUGGAGCUCUAAUCUUUCUAAACUGUGACCGGCCCAUCCUUAAUGCUGAAUGAAUAAAACUGAACCAGCACAGGUACUCUGAAGAUCCAUCAAUUCUGGACACUUUGUAAUCGUUUUCAAUACAGCAGUAUCUUUAUGUAGUGUUGUGUAUUUUUUAAAGCAAAUAAACCAUUUACAAAGCUC
Gambusia affinis (western mosquitofish) is the source of this 2927-nucleotide messenger RNA. Its product is annotated as ras-related C3 botulinum toxin substrate 1-like. Gene Ontology annotation, cellular component: cytoskeleton; plasma membrane; cytoplasmic vesicle. Gene Ontology annotation, molecular function: GTPase activity; protein kinase binding; GTP binding. NCBI's taxonomy places the organism in Eukaryota, Metazoa, Chordata, Actinopteri, Cyprinodontiformes, Poeciliidae. The record is from RefSeq and is a predicted model, not a curated record. The coding region runs from base 279 to 860 and encodes 193 amino acids. Gene Ontology annotation, biological process: actin filament organization; regulation of cell shape; regulation of actin cytoskeleton organization. The transcript has 6 exons.